AUUAAAUUUUAAAAAUUCUAAUUGACCUGGAAUUAUUGGAAUUUUAAAAUUGAAAACUAAAAUUGUUAAAUUAGAUAAUUAUCGACGGUCAAUUGCAAGAUGAGUACAAAACAUGAAUUUGAAGUGGAAAUGACAUGUAGUGGUUGUUCUGGAGCAGUUGAAAGGGUUUUAAAGAAGAGAGAAGACGUAAAGGACAUUUCUAUAGAUAUGGACAAGCAAAGGGUCUAUGUGACAUCUGAUGCCUCUGCUGAUGAUCUUCUUGCAGUUAUCAAGAAAACUGGGAAGAAGACCUCCUAUGUUGGCACUGCAUAGUUUUGCAUGGAUAUAUUUCAUUAAUAUUACCUGUUUAUAACUGGGAAAAAACCUCCUAUGUUAGCACUGCAUAGUUUUGCAUGGAUAUAUUUCAUUAAUAUUACCUGUUUGUAAGGAUUGAAAUUACAAAUGUUGAAUAAACGUUUUUCACAAUG
Molecule: messenger RNA, 467 nt
Organism: Dendronephthya gigantea
Lineage: Eukaryota; Metazoa; Cnidaria; Anthozoa; Malacalcyonacea; Nephtheidae
Product: copper transport protein ATOX1-like
Exons: 3
Coding region: 100-312 (70 amino acids)
Biological process (GO): copper ion transport
Cellular component (GO): cytosol
Molecular function (GO): metal ion binding; copper chaperone activity
Source: RefSeq, a predicted model, not a curated record